CCCGAGGGGCUGUGCUACAGCCUCUACGGAGACCUGGCCUUCGCCGCCAAGGAGAGCCUCAUCUCCUCCGACUCCAACCGCAAGCCCUACAUCGGCGACCGGCGCCACCCCAUCUUCUUCAAGCGCAAGCUGGACCCCACGGAGCAGUUUGAGUACAUCUCGUCCUCCAGCGCCCUCAGCGUGUUCGAGACGGACGUGGAGAGCGGCAGCAUGGACUGGUUCGUGCACACGGCCAAGCAGUACGCGCUGGCCGGCCGGCCGCUGGCCGAGCUCUGCGACCACAACGCCAAGGUGGCCAAGGGGCUGGACCGCAACCAGGUGGCUCAGACCUGGACGAUGCUGAGGAUUAUCUACUCCAGCCUCGGCACCGUGUCAUCCACAAACCUCAACCACAGCAUGGGGAAAGGCAGCGCUGCCCUCCCGCUCAUGAACAGCUUUAACCUCAAAGAUAUCCCUGCUGGGCUGGGCAGCGAGUCCAGGCUGGACCGCAGCAAAGGAGAAAGCCGCGCAGAAAACAUCCUCAUGGAUUCCUCCUCCACCCUGAUCAACAACGAGGACAACGAGGAGACGGAGGGCAGCGACGUGCCUGCGGAUUAUCUGCUGGGGGACGUGGAGGCAGAUGAGGAUGACCUGUACAUGAUGGACCACGAGAACCCGCACGCCGAAGAGCAGGAAUACAGCCUUCCCCAGGAAGCCUUCCCCCUGCGCCACGAAAUCGUGGACAACCCAUCUGCCCUGGACCACCUGCAGGACAAGGCCGACUCCCCUCACGUCAGCGGCAACGAGGCCGAGACGGUGUCGCUGACCCCCGUGGAGUCCUUCUCGCUGAUCUCCAUCUCGCACUCUCUCUACGAGAACCGCCUGCCCUCCGACUUCUUCAACCCCAUCGUGCGGGACACGCUGCUCUUCUACGCCGAGCAGGGCGACGUGCAGACGGCCGUGUCCGUGCUCAUCGUGCUGGGAGAGCGCAUCCGCAAGGAGAUCGACGAGCAGACGCAGGAGCACUGGUACACGUCCUACAUCGACCUGCUGCAGCGCUUCCAGCUCUGGAACAUCUCCAACGAGGUGAUCAAGCUGAGCACCUGCCGUGCCAUCAACUGCCUCAACCAGGCUUCCACCACCCUGCACGUCAACUGCAGCAACUGCAAGCGGCCCAUGAGCAACAGGGGCUGGAUCUGUGACAGGUGUCGGCAGUGUGCCAGCAUGUGUGCCGUGUGUCACCACGUGGUGAAGGGGCUCUUCGUCUGGUGCCAGGGCUGCAGCCACGGCGGUCACCUGCAGCACAUCAUGAAGUGGCUGGAGACCAGCUCCCACUGCCCCGCCGGCUGCGGCCACCUCUGCGAGUACACCUGAGCCCCCCGGAGCGCACCUGAGCCCCCCGGAGCGCACCUGAGCCCCGCGGGGGGCUGGCAGCGGGGUGGGGCAGGGGGGAGCAGGGCCCUGCCCUAACCGAUCGCCUUGGCUCGGCCCUCCCUGUAUUUAUUUGUGUAAAUAAGGGCUGGGGGGGACCCCCUGCCCGGCCGUUUUUUACUGGAUUAAAACAAACCAGCAGUUGAUUCGAACCCUGACUCCUGUCUUUGCUUCUCCUGGACGCAGCGACCCAUGGGAUGGGCCCCGCACC
Messenger RNA from Motacilla alba alba, 1621 nucleotides. RefSeq names its product WD repeat domain 24 (gene WDR24). The annotation marks the transcript as partial. The transcript is spliced from 7 exons. Gene Ontology annotation, biological process: positive regulation of TOR signaling. The record is from RefSeq and is a predicted model, not a curated record. Lineage: Eukaryota; Metazoa; Chordata; Aves; Passeriformes; Motacillidae.